AACAUCUCCCCCGUCCUCCAUGCAAUAAUCGUCGUGACCAUAUCUUUCCUCCCUUCACCCGACCAUGGUGGGAAAGUUUCCACUGUGUCUUCAAUAACCAGAUCCUGUUUUCUUGAACCUGGCUUUGAGCCAUACGGUCCAUACCUCAAUGGCCAUGGAGGAUGACUUCUACGCACCCCUAUCCAAUGUCACUUCGGAAGCCCAAGACUCAGCAUUGAUUUCCAACCUGUGGAAGCUUAUCCUUUCAGAGCCUUUGAGCAUAGGUGCGACGGUGCUUCUAGCUCUACUUCUCAUCAUCUUUGCGACACGGCUCCUUAGCGAACGCCCUUCAAAGAAGUACAAUGAUCGAGAUGCAAGGACCGUGUGGAUGAUGCCAUAUUGGGUACCCAUCAUUGGACAUGCAUUCCAAUUCAUUUAUGAUCCGGUCAAAUUGAUGAGAGAGGGGAGAGAUCGAAGUGCCCAUGGAAUUUUUGCGGUGAACCUAGGCACGACUACUCAUAAUAUCGUAUCCGACCCAGCGCUGGUUAAGUCAGUCAUGCAGCAAAAGGAGUCCGCAGUCCAAUUUCAACCCAUUGCCUGGGCUACAGUACAGAGGUUCUUUGGAGUUCCAAAGCGCAGUAAAGCCAAGUACUCUCUCAUAUGGGAUGAAUUCAACUCUUCAUUAGGAUAUCUCAUGAAAGAGCCACAUCUGAGCAAUUUACUCAGAUCCACGAUACGCAAUCUUGAGGAAAACAUCCCUAAGAUGAUCUCUUUCACGGAUAGCGAUAUUGACCUGCAACCUUGGGAGCGUUGGGCAGCAGCAUCCUGGAUUUCGGAUUCAGAGACUGAAAUCAAUCUCAUGAUCUUGAUGCGAGAUAUGCUGGGCACUGCUUCUGUUCCAGCACUUUUUGGGCGGGCGUUGCUGGAUAAAUAUCCAAAUAUCUUACAUGAUAUCUAUGAUAUGGAUGCUGGCAUGAUGUAUCUUCUGAUGGGUCUCCCACCAUGGACUCCUUGGCCCCCUGUGAUCAAAGCUCAUCGAGCCAGACAGAGGGCAUGGGAGGGUCUAGAUGCUCUCCAAGUGGCUUUAGAUGCGAUGGUGGACGGCAAGUAUGUCGACCCCACGUGGGGUGACUUGGACGAUGUGAGCGAGUUCAUCAGGAAGAGACAUACACUGUACAAAGAAAAUGGUUUCGGGAUUACAGAAAGGGGGGAUAUUUCGUUACUAUGGGCUGUCGUUGUCAACGCCAACCUGGUAGUAUAUUGGCAACUUCUGCAUAUUCUUGCCAACCCUGGACUGGUGGAGCGCCUCCGCGCAGAAGUUGCUCCAUAUGCGCAAGUGUCCAAACCGGCAUCUAUCGGCAACUUUUCCGAAGCCCCUAAACUUACCAUCUCGCAUGAGGGUCUUUCUACGAAGUGCCCCUUGCUGAAAGCAACGUACUUCGAAGCCAUGAGACUAAGCUCCCAACCUUGGUCUAUUCGGCAAAUCGCCAGAGACGUUGUCAUCUCUGGGGAUAAACGCGCCACGGAUUCAGCUUCGUUCGCGCUACAUAAGGGGGAAUACAUAACAGUGCCACAUGAUCUACAUAUGAAAGAUCCAAAGUACUUCAAGGAUCCCGAAAAGUUCAUCCCGGAGCGAUUCCUCGUGGAAAAGGAAGACGGCACGGUCUCUGCUGAGAUAGGAACGGUAAGACCGUAUGGGGGAGGUCCAUCGAUGUGCAAGGGGAGGAUCUUCGCCGAGAGGGAAUGCCUAUCGCUCGUCGCUGGCAUCUUGGUGUUUUGGGACAUUGAACCAGCUAACAAGAAGGCUGGCUGGGUGAUCCCGAAGCAGAAGAAAACCAGUGCGGUUUCUCUGCCGGUGCAUGAGACGAGGGUGAGGAUCAAGCGGAGGAAGUUCGAUUGGGAAAGUUAGACAACCUGUCGAAGUGUAGAAUAUUUUGAUUUAAUGGACUAGAGCUUGUUGGGUACUGCAUUUUCCAAUCCAGUCAGUUAUUCUUGUAGGCUUACUCCUUCCUGCUUUAAUCCAAGCUUGAAGUGACAGGCAAACCUAGGAAGUAUAUCGC
Amorphotheca resinae ATCC 22711 is the source of this 2039-nucleotide messenger RNA. RefSeq lists its product as hypothetical. The record is from RefSeq and is a predicted model, not a curated record. Bases 149 to 1888 code for a protein of 579 amino acids. Gene Ontology annotation, molecular function: monooxygenase activity; iron ion binding; oxidoreductase activity, acting on paired donors, with incorporation or reduction of molecular oxygen. Lineage: Eukaryota; Fungi; Ascomycota; Leotiomycetes; Helotiales; Amorphothecaceae. The transcript has 9 exons.